AAACUACAUCUAACUCCUAACUGCGAACAAGAUUAUUUUUAUUCCCACUGGCUGUGACGACCAUUACAUACUAGAACGUCUUUUGUUAUUAGGGAGAAAAAAUGGAGAAAAAGAUAAUGGGGCUACGUUGCAUUGUUCCUGUUGCCGUGGCGACGUGUUUGAAAAACAAAUGAAACAUUGCGUUAGUUGCUAAACCAAAGAAGCUGGAUCUUGGGAGCAGCAGAAAUUUCAUUUUACAUAUUGCAUUUAGUUUGCCAUGAAAGAGAUUUGAGACUCUAACAACUUUCCAAGGACAAGAUGUUGAAGGCAGAAUCUGUGAGUACGCUGAGUAACGACGAUGAUGAGAUGGACGAUUUGGACGGAUCAAUAAUUUGGUCCCAGGAUGAUCCAGUGUCCGCUAACGAAAUGAUGGAAAUUGAAGAAAGUAUUGGUCCUGGAGGAGAUAGCGCUAAUUUACUGUGCAGAUUGUGCGCAGGCAGAGCUAUCGAUCCUAUAUACAUAUACUCGGAAAUUGGGGAAUCGAUGAAAUUGGCACACAAAAUAAACACCUGCCUUAGCAUAAAGAUUCGUAGGACUGAUCCGCUGCCUAAGCAAGUGUGCCUGGAUUGCGCGGAGAAGAUAAUGUACUGCAACGACUUUGACACUCAAUGCAUAAGAGCGGAGGAAACAUUGUUGACGAUGUUGCGAGAGAAGCAGCGUUUUGAAAUCCCAGAAUUAAUAACGAAUGAGAUAUUGUGCGACGAGAAGUCGUGCCCGCUGUGCUUGGAUGGACGGAUGACAACAGGACCACCUAACCGGACAGAUCCAAUAUCUGCGGAAUUGUACGACAGCGACGUCGUGCUGGACAGCAGCGAUGAGGAGAGAGCGUACGAGGAACUGAAGGCGGACAGGGAAUCGGGCGGAACUUCCAUAAUGCUUCAGUGUCUGGGUAACAGGCAGCAGUACCUCAAGUGUGGAGCCUGCAUGAAUUUGUAUCACACAAAAGAAACCCUCGACAGCCACAAGUGCAAGCCAAACGUCCAGAGCACCUCGAAACCGUACAAAUGUGCGAUCUGCUCUGUUACAUUUACUUUCGAAGAGAGACUCAAUUUCCACAUGAGAUUUCACGCCGGGGCCAAAGCUCUCUAUUGCGAGAUUUGUAAAAUCACAUUUGGCAAGGAGUUGAAGUUGUUCUAUCACUACAAGAGGUACCACUGCGAGGCGACGACUGUAUCCUGCCUGCAGUGCGGUAAACUAUUCGAAAACCAAUCAGAGCUAAGAGAGCAUGUUUGCGUAGAUGGGAAGACCAGGCCCCACGUGUGCGAGGUUUGUAACAAGGGAUUCUCGGAUGGCUACACCUUGAAACGCCACGUUGUGACGCACCUACCUGAAAAACCGUACAAAUGCGGACAGUGCGCGAAAAGUUUUACGCAGAAGUCCAGGCUGAACAAACAUAUAGCGGGACACGGCGUUGUCAUCGAGGAGUCACAGACCACUUGGAAGUGCGUUCAAUGUGGGGAGGUAUUCGGCACCUGUGACGACGCUGAUAAUCACUACAAAACGCACGACGACAAAAUAACUCUGAUCGAGGAGCUGGCCGCAUCAAAAAUGUACCACUGCGAAUUCUGCAACAGCUUUUUUACCGACUUGGACAAUCUAAAAACGCACCAGAAUUUACAUUCAGUGGAGAAACCGUACAACUGCAACCAGUGCAUGACUGUUUACAAGUCGUACGCCGAAGCGGUUCUACAUUGGAAGGAACAUCCGAGGAUCUUCAAAGUAGCGAUCGCCUUCUCGUGCGAUAUUUGCAGUAAGGACAUGAAGGAACUGUCGCUGCUCUACAAGCACAAGCAAAAGCGACACCACUAUAUACCGAGGAGGUCGGAGAGUGGGGAUCCCAAGUUUAUCUGCGAACUGUGCGGCAGUGCGUUCGACAAGAUGACGGAUAUCCAGGAACACGGCAGGGAGCAGUGCUCCAAGUUUCCCUGCGACAUAUGCGGCAGCCUGUUGCCCACGGCCAAUUCCCUCAACGCUCAUAAAAGGCGUCACAGUGGACUCAGGCCCUACGUCUGCAACAUCUGUGGGAAAAGCUACACCCAGUCCAGUCACAUGUGGACGCACAAGAGAUUCCACAUGGGGGUGAAACCCUAUGCUUGCGAGUAUUGCGAUCAAAGGUUCACAAUAAAACCUGACCUGGCCGACCACACGCGGAAGAAACAUACUAGGGAGAGACCGUUCAAGUGUGACGUUUGCAACAAAGCUUUCCUCACAGGUUCCGUGUUUUAUCAGCACCGGCUGAUUCACAGGGGAGAUCGAAGGUACAAAUGUCACUACUGCGAAAAGGCGUUCACCAGAACCGAGGCCCUCAAUAAUCACAUAAAAAUACAUACAGGAGAAAAACCUCAUGCCUGCGACGUGUGCGGAAGAUGCUUCAGGCAGAAGGGUGACAUGCGUAAACAUCGAAGAACGCAACAUGUUCCUAAACAGGAAGUUGUGUGAUACCUAGUUUAUUGCUAUAGGUUGCCCAGACUCUGAAAUAAAGUUUUUUCCCUACCAUUUC
This is a messenger RNA of Diprion similis, 2539 nucleotides long. RefSeq names its product zinc finger protein 678-like. The coding region runs from base 298 to 2478 and encodes 726 amino acids. The transcript is spliced from 4 exons. NCBI's taxonomy places the organism in Eukaryota, Metazoa, Arthropoda, Insecta, Hymenoptera, Diprionidae. The record is from RefSeq and is a predicted model, not a curated record. Gene Ontology annotation, cellular component: nucleus. Gene Ontology annotation, molecular function: zinc ion binding.